AUGUCCCGGACCCGGAGCUCGGUCCUCCUGCUGCUCCGCCUGCUGCUGCUCUGUGCAGGGGUCCAGGUCUCUUCAGCUUCUGGACGCUUUGAGCUUCAUAUUCUGUCGAUGCAGAAUGUAAACGGGCGCCUGCAGAGCGGCGCCUGCUGCGAUGGAGCCCCGGACGUGAAGGAGGAGCGUUGCACGGUGGACGAAUGUGACACCUUCUUCCGGGUGUGUCUGAAGGAGUUCCAGCUGAAGGUGUCCUCGGGGCCCUGCAGCUUCGGCAUCGCCUCCACGCCCGUGCUCGGUGGGAAUAGCUUUUCAUUGCCCAACACCAAGAGUGACAAGUCCAGGAUCAUGUUGUCGUUCAGCUUUGCGUGGCCGAGGUCAUACACGUUGAUAGUGGAAGCUUUGGACUUCAACAACGACUCGUCCUCUAGCGCGAUCGAGAGGGCCGUCCACUCGGGGAUGAUCAACCCGAGCCGUCAGUGGCAGGACCUGAACCAUAACGGCCCUGUGGCCCAGUUCCGCUUCCAGGUCCGCCUCAGCUGCGACGAGCACUACUUCGGCUUCAGCUGCAACAAGUUCUGCCGGCCACGAGACGACUUCUUCGGACACUUUGAGUGUGACCACAACGGAAACAAGACGUGCCUGGAGGGCUGGUCCGGUCCGGACUGUAGCACAGCGAUCUGUCGACAGGGCUGCAGCACAGAACACGGGUCGUGUAAAGUUCCUGGAGAGUGCAGGUGUCUGUAUGGAUGGCAGGGUGAUUACUGUGAUCAGUGUAUCUCUCACCCCGGCUGUGUUCACGGCAGCUGUGUGGAGCCCUGGCAAUGUCUGUGUGACACCAACUAUGGAGGACAGCUGUGUGAUUUGUUAACGUCUCUGUGUCGUCUUCGUCCAGAUCUGAACACGUGUGGGACACGGCAGCCAUGUUUGAAUGAAGGAACCUGCAGCAACACGGGACCUGAUAAAUACCACUGCUCCUGUCCCGACGGAUUCUCCGGGGUCAACUGUCAAAGCGCCGACCACGCCUGUCUGUCCAACCCCUGUGUGAAUGCGGGCCGCUGUGUGGAAACCAGUCAGGGGUUUGAGUGUCGCUGUUCCCCCGGCUGGACCGGACCCUCCUGCUCCAUCAAUGUGGACGAAUGUCUGGUGAACCCCUGUGGUCAUGGAGGGACGUGUCAGGACCUGGUCAAUGGUUUGAAGUGCAUCUGUCCUCCUCAGUGGGUGGGAAAGACCUGCCUCAUAGAUGCCAACGAGUGCAACGACGACCCCUGUGUCAACGCCAACUCCUGUCGGAAUCUGAUUGGCGGAUACUUCUGCGAGUGCGUCCUCGGUUGGACGGGCCAGAACUGCGAUAUGAACGUUAACGAUUGCCGCGGCCAGUGUCACAACGGAGCUACGUGCGAGGACCUGGUGAAUGGUUAUAAGUGUGUGUGCCUGGCGGGUUUCAUCGGCGAACACUGUGACAAGGACGUGGACGAGUGCACCAGUGGGCCGUGCCUCAACGGCGGCCGUUGCCACAACGACGUUAAUGGCUUCCACUGCCUGUGUCCGCCCGGUUUCUCUGGAAGUCGCUGUCAGUUGGACGUCGAUCACUGCCUCCAUAGUCCGUGUCAAAAUGGCGGCCAGUGUUUCAACCUGGUGAACGACUACGUCUGCAAAUGUCCUGAAGACUACGAGGGCAGGAACUGCUCACGCCUGAAGGACCACUGCCGCAGCACGCCCUGCAAAGUGAUUGACAGCUGCACUGUGGCAGUGGCGUCCAACAGCACACCGAGUGGGGUGCGUUUGAUUUUGUCCAACGUGUGCGGCCCACACGGGCGGUGUCGGAGCCACGUCGGCGGACAGUUCAGCUGCGAGUGUGAGGGCGGCUUCACGGGCACGUACUGUCAUGAGAACAUUAAUGACUGUGAGGGCGCCCCCUGUCUGAAUGGAGGCACCUGUAUGGAUCAGAUCAGUCGUUAUCAGUGUGUCUGUGCUGAAGGCUGGGACGGCGCCACCUGCCGACACGACGUGGACGACUGCAGCUCAGAUCCCUGUCACAACGCCGGCGUCUGUCGGGACCUCGUCAACGACUUCUACUGCCACUGUCACAACGGCUGGAAGGGAAAGACCUGUCACUCAAGAGAACGUCAGUGUGACGAGUCGACCUGUAACAACGGAGGAACUUGUCACGAUGAAGGCGACGCCUUCAGGUGUGUUUGUGCUGUCGGCUGGGACGGAAACACGUGUAACAUCGCAAAGAACAGCAGCUGCCUGUCACGUCCCUGUGAGAACGGAGGCACCUGCGUGGUGGACGGAGACGUCUUUAACUGUGUCUGUAAGGAAGGCUGGGAGGGCGCCACCUGCAGCCACAAUGCCAAUGACUGCAGUGCUCAUCCCUGUUACAACAGUGGGACGUGUGUGGACGGAGACAACUGGUAUCGAUGUGAAUGUGCUGCAGGGUUCACCGGCCCAGACUGCAGGAUCAACGUCAACGAGUGCCAGUCGUCACCCUGCGGCCUCGGCUACGCCUGCGUGGAUGAAAUCAACGGUUACCGCUGCAUUUGUCCACCAGGGAGCAGCGGUCCCCACUGCCAGGAAGUGAUGGGGGGGUCCUGUGUGGUCGGUGGGCUGGUGGCUCUGGAUGGAAGCAGAUGGGAUGAAGACUGCAACACCUGCCACUGCCACAAGGGGAGAAUCACCUGCUCUGAGCUUUGGUGCGGACCGAAACUUUGUAGCUUCCAGGGUCCGACUCACGGCUCAGAGUGUCCGGCCGGUCAGACCUGCAUCGCCGUCCCGGACGAGCGCUGCUUUGUCCAGCCCUGCCACAGCCAGGGGGAGUGCUGGAGCCCCGCCUACCGGGCCCUGCCCACAGCCAGGUGUCGCCCAGAGAGCAGCUGCACCAACGUCACCUUCUCCUUCAACAAGGACGUCAUGGCAAAGGGUGUGACGGUGGAGCGGAUUUGCCGAGAGCUCAGGACCCUCUACGUUGUCCAGAACCUAUCGUCGGACUCUCCCAUCUCUAUGACCUGCGAGCCCUCGCUCAGCACCAGCAACGAGAUCCAUGUUGCCAUCUCGCCAGACAACCAGAGCGGAGGAACGACAUUCGUCAAGGAGAUCACCGACAGGAUCAUGGAUCUGGUCAGCAAGAGGAACGCCAACAGCAGCAUCAUCGGCGCCAUCGCCGAGGUCCGCGUGCAGCGACGACAGAGCCGCAGCCGCAACGACCUCCUGGUGCCCUUGCUGGUCUCCGUGGCGAUCGCCAUCUGGGUGUUGUCGGUUGCUUCGAUGUUGCAAUGGUGCUUGAAAAGGCGGAGGAAGCAGAGCGUCCACACUGCGGUCAGCACCCAGGCCUCGUCAUCUUUGGCAGCCACAGCGGAGGAAAACAACGCCCUCCACAACAGCGUCAGCGCCGCCCGCGACCAGCUCAACCACAUCAAGAACCUCAUUGAGAAAAACCCACCAAACCACCAUCAGCACCUCCUCCUGCUCCAUCAUCACCACCUCCACAAGGACCAGAACUCCGUCAACGCCAAGAUCAGGAAGUCAGACACCGGGAGCCAAUCAGGCAAUGACAAGGUGGACAAGAGGCUGCAGAAGGGAAGGUUCCCCAGGGCGCCACCAGCGUACUUGCUGGUCGACUGGGAGGAAUGCCCCCCCAAUCUGCCAACAGGCUCAAAACUCUGGACCAACAAACAGGACAACAGGCAGCUGCAGUCACAGAGCGUCAGCAGGGCGGAGUUUAUCGUUUAACUAACCAAUCAGAAACUUUACAGAAAGUUACAGGAAACAGGGUUUGGGUUUUCUCUCAACGCUUCAUGUGCACCAUCACUUUCAUUCACAUAUGUCGCUGCCGAUAGGAAAGAUUAUUCAUGGAGAAUGUUUUUGUAUAGAUGUGUAAAUAAUUUUGGAUUAAUCAUUAUGUAUAUUUGAUUUAUUAACUUAAUCGUCAAGAGCCUUCAGUUAUUUCUUUUAAUUUAUCGGUUCCGAGUUGGCAGCUUUGUAAACUGAAGAUAUUUCUAUUUUCAUAAACACCCAAAGUGUUCUUGAAAGAAUAGUUUAUUUUUAUCCGUUCGGAUUUGGGGAAUUUUGUGCCUCAGUUUGAAGGUUUUAUACAUUUGUCUGUUGAUAGCGUGUAGUUUGUAUGUUUUCCAGGGUCGUGUGUUGUAUUUUACAUGCGUUACUGGAGGCGGGAUACACGUGCAUGGUCUUUGUAUACAAAGACUUUGCUUUUGCUACUGAAAGAAUAACGUUUUUUUGUAAUAAUUUCUAUUGUUUGAAGAGUAAAAUAAAAGAACAGGCUUUGAAUCCUGUUUCCAUGUGUCUGUAAUAAGGGGAUCAAACCUGCGUGACUGAAGUGCUGCAGAGCCGUCAUGUGACAUGCUUCCUGUUGAUUGGAGGAGAACACGGCUGUGAAACCAUCUUUGUUUUAGUCGCCAGCUCCUUCAUUUUUUCACUUCAGUUUCUUUUGGACCUUGGAAAAUUGAAGUCUUUGUGAUGUUUCUGGCAUUACUGUGGUUUUUUAAUGGUUGUGUAUCGUUCCAAGCUUGCUGCA
Molecule: messenger RNA, 4525 nt
Organism: Hippoglossus stenolepis (Pacific halibut)
Lineage: Eukaryota; Metazoa; Chordata; Actinopteri; Pleuronectiformes; Pleuronectidae
Product: protein jagged-1a
Exons: 26
Coding region: 1-3723 (1240 amino acids)
Biological process (GO): heterophilic cell-cell adhesion; multicellular organism development; cell communication
Cellular component (GO): plasma membrane; protein-containing complex
Molecular function (GO): calcium ion binding; Notch binding
Source: RefSeq, a predicted model, not a curated record